Messenger RNA from Colossoma macropomum (tambaqui), 1287 nucleotides. RefSeq names its product neuropeptide FF receptor 1 like 3 (gene npffr1l3). The record is from RefSeq and is a predicted model, not a curated record. Gene Ontology annotation, cellular component: membrane. Gene Ontology annotation, biological process: regulation of cAMP-dependent protein kinase activity; regulation of MAPK cascade; G protein-coupled receptor signaling pathway. Gene Ontology annotation, molecular function: neuropeptide receptor activity; opioid receptor binding; peptide binding. NCBI's taxonomy places the organism in Eukaryota, Metazoa, Chordata, Actinopteri, Characiformes, Serrasalmidae.
AUGGCUGGUAUCUUAUACUCUCCGUAUUACCAGCACUCGCUGGGCAUGGCGGCAGUGUUCAUCCUGGCCUACCUCUUCAUCUUCCUGCUCUGCAUGAUAGGAAACGGCGUGGUGUGUCUGAUAGUCCUGAAGAACCGGCGCAUGUGGACGGUCACUAACGUCUUCAUCCUCAACCUUUCCAUUAGCGAUCUGCUCGUGGGCAUCUUCUGCAUUCCCACAACCUUAGUGGACAACCUUAUCACAGGUUGGCCCUUCAGUAAUAUGAUAUGCAAACUGAGUGGCCUGGUGCAAGGAAUGUCUGUCUGCGCCUCAGUCUUUACGCUCGUUGCCAUCGCAGUGGACAGGUUCCGCUGCAUUGUUUACCCUUUUAAGCCCAAACUUACACUGUUUGUUGCUAAGGCAACCAUUGGAAUGAUAUGGCUCUUGGCUCUGGUCAUCAUGUUCCCCUCAGCCCUUAUGUUGACGGUAGAGCAAGAGAGAGGCCACUUCAUGGUUCAUAACAACAACUACAACCUGACCUACCCGCUUUACUCUUGCUACGAGAGCUGGCCGGAGCCACGGAUGCGGAAGGUGUACACCACGGUCCUUUUUUCCCACAUAUACCUGGUUCCCCUCAUUCUCAUCAUCCUUAUGUACGGCCGCAUCGGAGCCAAACUCUACUCCACCACCGUGCUGGUCAACAUCGAGCAAUCUGAUGCUGUGCCUCAAGGAAAAUCACCCAUAUCGCAGAGGAAGAUUAAAGUGAUCAAGAUGUUGAUUGUCGUGGCCCUGCUUUUCAUGCUAUCUUGGCUCCCUCUUUGGACUCUUAUGCUGUUGACUGAUUAUGCACAACUUGAGGGAGAGCAGCUGGACCUCCUGACGGGCUACAUUUUUCCCUUCUCCCACUGGCUGGCCUUCGCCAACUCAAGCGUCAACCCCAUUAUCUACGGGUAUUUCAACGAGAACUUCAAGAGAGGAUUUCGGGCCGUCUGUCAGCAGACGUCCAGCUGUGGCAGAGGGAGGUUUGGUUUCAGGAAGUCUAAAAGAGGCACUAAGGCUUGUGCACACCUGGAUAGAGCUCUUAACUCAAACCCUCUAAGCUUGGGUUUGAGGAACAGAGUCUACACGGACAGUGACUUAACAGGUUGCGUUCGUCUUGAGAUGGAGCACCGGAGGGUGUCUAUGGAGAUGAGAAGCUCGGGUGCUGAAGGGGGAAAUGGUGGAAUGUUAAUCAAAAGAGAGCUUCUGGAAAACAUAGAGAGGGUUUCUCCAACAGGAGCUACUGUUUAUCAAGCGUGGGAACUUUGA